GUUGGGCCUGUGAUUUUCAAAGAAAGAAACAAAGUGAAAAAAAAAGUCAAGAAAACAGAGAAAAAAGAAGACUAUAUGGGAAACAAGAACAAGACUUAACAAGCAGGAAUUUGAGUAUAAGAAAGCAGGAAAAGGUUUAGAAUUUAGAUCAAAAAAGAAAAAAAAUGGAAAAUACUCAAUCUUCACUGUUAAUAACCCAUCAACAAUUCUUCACAGCAGUUGAAUCAGAUGAUAUUCAAUCUUUAAAGCUUAUUCUCCAUAAAUUUGAAGCUCAAGAUGGGCAUGGUGGAGCUUCAAUCCCUUCUCUUAUGUCCCUUCAAAAUUCUGCUGGUGAAACUGCUUUAUAUAUUGCUGCCCAGAAAAAUUUGGUCCAUAUCUUUUCGUUUUUGCUCAAUUAUUGUCAGAUUCAUAUUGCUAUGAUUCGGUCCAAGGCUGAUCUUAGUCCCUUUCAUGUUGCUGCUAAGUGUGGUCAUCUGGAAAUUGUGCAGCAGCUGCUGGAUAUCUGGCCUGAGCUUUGUAGGUGUUGUGAUUCCUCGAAUACUUCUCCGCUCUACUCAGCUGCUGUUCAAGGUCAUUUGGAAGUAGUAGAUGCUAUAUUACAAGCAGACGACACUGCAGCAAGAAUUGUCAGAAAAAAUGGGAAAACUGCUUUGCAUACUGCUGCUAGAUAUGGUCUUCUAGACAUGGUCAAAUUACUUGUCGAAAGAGACCCUGGAAUCGUCUCAAUCAAAGAUAAGAAGGGUCAAACAGCACUUCACAUGGCUGCUAAAGGUCAGGAUCCCUCAAUAAUAGAGUUGCUUCUUGCUGAUUGUUCAGUGCUGAAUGAACGCGACAAAAAGGGCAACACAGCUGUGCAUAUUGCAACAAGGAAAAGUCGUGCCCAGGUAGUCUGCUAUCUGCUGAGUUACACAUCUGUUGAAGUCAACGCCAUCAACAAUCAGCAAGAAACAGCCAUGGACUUGGCAUCAAAGCUUCAAUACGGAGAAUCUGCGUUGGAGAUCAGGGAAGCUUUAUCAGACGCUGGUGGAAAGUACGCCAGGAAUGUCGGGAAAGUGGAUGAAAAUAUGGAAUUAAAAAGAACAGUAAGUGAUAUUAAACAUGAAGUGCAUUCACAACUUAUCCAAAACGAAAAGACCAAUAAAAGGGUAUCAGGCAUUGCUAAAGAACUAAAGAAACUUCACAGAGAAGCGGUUCAAAACACCACCAAUUCCGUAACAGUUGUGGCCGUUCUGUUUGCCUCUAUUGCUUUCCUUGCAAUCUUUAAUUUGAACGGCCAGUACGUAACAAUCGGUCCAGAAGCAGGAAAAGCCAACAUUGCUAACACUAUUGCAUUUCGGGUUUUCUGCCUUUUGAAUGCCGUGUCGCUCUUCAUCUCACUAGCCGUUGUUGUGAUCCAAAUCACUUUAGUAGCAUGGGACACUCAAGCUCAGAAGCUAGUCGUCACGGUUACUAACAAGCUAAUGUGGGUUGCCUGUCUUAGCACUUGUGGGGCUUUCUUGGCGAUAGCGUUUGUCGUUGUAGGUCAUGAAAAUUCGUGGAUGGCUAUCUUUGUAACUAUAAUGGGAACUUUUAUCAUGAUGGGAACACUGGCUAGUAUGUGCUACUUUGUGUUUCAGCAUCAUUUCAGGAUUUUCGGAAAUGAUUCCCAGAGGCGGAUCAAGAGGGCAAGUGGUAGCAAAUCUUUCUCCUGGUCGUAUUCCAUCAAUGUUUCUGAUAUCGACGAGUAUAAUUCAGACCAUGAGAGGAUUUAUGCCCUAUGAUUUUAGAUGGUUUGCAAAGUUCUUGUUGCACCUCAGUCCUCAAGUGCUAGUCCGAAAUGUUGGGCUCUGAACUGUAGAUUACUUAUGUUUGUUGUGGUUGCUUGUUUCAAGGUAGUGCGUAAAAUUUAGUGUUGAAAGUGAUGAUCUUGGUGCCCAUGUUUAGAAAUGGGAAUCUCUAUAUAUGUAUAAGAGUAUAUAUGUACCAUAUAGUAUGCUUAAAAUGGAAAGUUUUGCGUACAAACAUGCCAUGAGAUAUCACAAGUCUUUUGGAA
Amaranthus tricolor (Joseph's coat) is the source of this 2032-nucleotide messenger RNA. Its product is annotated as ankyrin repeat-containing protein At2g01680. The transcript has 3 exons. Gene Ontology annotation, cellular component: plasma membrane. Gene Ontology annotation, molecular function: protein phosphatase regulator activity; protein phosphatase 1 binding. NCBI's taxonomy places the organism in Eukaryota, Viridiplantae, Streptophyta, Magnoliopsida, Caryophyllales, Amaranthaceae. The record is from RefSeq and is a predicted model, not a curated record. Bases 165 to 1760 code for a protein of 531 amino acids.